GAUCUACGCUUCCAGACCCUCCUCAUUUCUUUUUUCUUGUGCUAAUGGGCGGUAAUACUACACCCGGGUACAACGGCUUCCAUUCUCCUAGCUUGUAUCGUCUUGCUUGGAAGCCGUCUUGGCCGGCUUUGGGGUCUUCCCCCAUACCCAUCCGCUUCUGGCAAGCCACUUGGGAGACAAGGGUUCCUUACACAACAACCUGACGGAGACCCCAUCAAACUAGGUGCGGAUGUUAAGCUAUGCGGUAGUGCAUCUACAUUAAAUCCCAAGAGGAGUUGCAAAUGCCAAGUCGGGAAAAGCCACCGACGACAGCAGCAAGCAGGACGCAGGCAAAUGCGAGGUCCGGCAGUGGCAGCAGCAUAAAAAAUGAAAACAAAAACCUCCCAAUAAAAACCGGCGAUAGGGGAUCGACAAACAACAUCCUGUAAGCUUGGGUUUUGAUGUGUUUCCCAUUGUCCUAGACCUGCAGAAUUGACCAAACCAGCCGUCGUUCCAAGCCCACCAGACAGAGUCGGUGCGGCGGGCACAUUGGCCCAGGUCCAGAUGCAGGGUAGGCUCUCACACCCAUGGCCUGGCUGCCAUGGUCAAAACGCGUUUCAACCACGCUGCAUCAGCCUCCUCCUCCUCCUCCCCCAUCACUCUCUCACCUACCACACCCCCUUCGCAACCAACGUCCAUUCGCCUCGUCUCGUCUCGCCUCGCUUCUACCGUCAUUUGCAACACGCCCAUGGUCGAAAGGGGCCCCCUCUCCGGCCCCUUGUCCACUGACGUCUCGCGGUGGGCCGGUGCCCGGGAAGGGGCGUGGACAAGGGUCUUUACCUUUUCAGAUGCUCGACGAAAGACAGCGACAACGACGACGACCACCCAAUCGAUGCAAUCAGGGGGCCUGAGGGUCUGGCUUUUUCUUCUUUCCGUUGUCGAGGCUUCCUCUUACUGGAUCUUGGGACGAUCCCGAGGGCUGCUUAAAUUCAUGCCGUUCCCUCGCACCCCCCUCCCUCUGUGUCUGGUCCCUCUUUCUUUCUGGAGAUUCCAUCAACAAACAAUCUUGAGGCGGGAUUUCCUAGUUUCUUCUUCCCUUUUCUUUACUUUCUUCUCGAAUCUUUAAUUCUUCAACUUCUCCAAAGGCUAGUCCUACCAAGCGCAAGUCGCUUUUUGCUCGAUAUUCCAACCGUUUAGUACCGCUACUCUCGCUCGACUCGUCUCCGCCGACCAAAUAUUCACAACACUAUUCUACUGGUUGAUUAAGAACCACAUAAAAGACUCUCAAAAUGCAUAUCUCGGCUAUGGUUGUUACGGCUCUGGCCGCCGUUGCUCAGGCCGUCGACGUGCAGGUCGUCUCCGUCGCCUCGACCAACAACACGCUCAAGUUCUUCCCCGACAAGAUCAACGCCCCCGUCGGCUCCAUGGUGCAGUUCCAAUUCCGCGGCGGCAACCACUCAGUUGUCCAGUCCACCUUCGACAACCCGUGCAUCCCCAUCUCCAACGUAAACGCCUCGGCAAAGGGCGUCUACUCGGGCUACCAACCUGUUCAAGCCUCGGCCGCUAUGGGACAAAUUCCCGUCUUCACCGUCAUGGUCAACAGCACCGCGCCCAUGUGGCUGUACUGCUCCCAGGGCAAGCACUGCCAAAACGGCAUGGUUAUGGUCAUCAACGAGAACUCCAGGGCCAACGCCACCCGUACCAUUGAGAACUACGCCAAGGCAGCAAAGAAUGUCCCUCAGGCCCAGAUCCCCGGCGGUGGCUCUGCAGGCGGCAACGGCGGCGGUUCUGCCUCUCCCACUGGCGGUGCCGGUGGCGGCUCCAACGGCGGUGGCUCCAACGGCGGCAGCGGCGGCGGUUCCGGUGCCACACCGUCCUCUCCUCCUACCGCCGGCGCCGUCUCCCUCAGCGCGCCCGGUACUUUGCUGCUCGCCCUCGGUGCCGGCUUCCUGCUCUUGUAAGAAGCGUCGUCGUGACGGCUGUGGAGUUCGGGUCAGGCCGGGCGUUGGGCUCUGGCCACGGUGUACACUUUUUGUGCUGAUGAAACUUAAUACCAUUCACUUUUCCUCUUUUUUUUACCUCAUCAUUCGUGGAGGGCGGCGCAUGUCAACCGCUGGUUCGCACGGUACGGCCGGGAAGCCCGAGAAAACCAAAAGACUAGAAAGGGGGGGCUUUCUCCCUGUGUAUAUGGGGAUCCAUGCCGGGAAC
Molecule: messenger RNA, 2187 nt
Organism: Colletotrichum destructivum
Lineage: Eukaryota; Fungi; Ascomycota; Sordariomycetes; Glomerellales; Glomerellaceae
Product: Putative cupredoxin
Exons: 3
Coding region: 1269-1940 (223 amino acids)
Source: RefSeq, a predicted model, not a curated record